CUCAUCGAGUCUGACUGUGUUGUCCUUCAGUCAACAUGGUGCCCAGCACGGAGACGACGCACAUGCAAACCGACGUGUCGUCCAUGAAUUUAAACUAAUUAUAAUAACGUUAAACCGAAAACUAAAGGACAUGUUUACAUCCGUCGCUUCUUCGUGUGUUCGUCACGGCAGUAGAACCAGGAAGUUGGUGACUGAUGCUCUGAUAUUGACGGGGCUCCAGACACUGUCACUACAGCGGACACACACUCUCUUCAACCCCGCUCCUGGUUAUGUAUGUAGAGCCCCAGCAGCCAGGUCUGUGUCCGGGUCGAGCGUCUGUCACCGGGACGCACAUCUGCCGCGUGCUGCCUCCGUAGACACAGACCAGACCGAAGACUUCGGCUCCCUGUCUACUGACAUCUCCUCCAGGAGGCUGUUCAAAAAAAGCAGCCCUGAAUUUCAGGAUUUGAAAUACCGAGACGAUGACGCCUUGGAUGAAGAGAAGGGGAAAGAAGAAGAAGAGGAGUUGGCUCGGAGGAGGCCGGCCAGGAGAAACACGGCCUACUGGUACCAUUUACAGUGCAGGAAGCUGAUCAGAGACAACAAGUUACAGGAGGCGCUGGAUUUGUUCAGCACGGACAUGCUGCGGGUGGAGCGGCUGCGGCCAGAGGAGUUCAACUACAGUGUCCUGAUAGGAGGCUGUGGCCGAGCAGGAGACACGAGGAGAGCCUUCAGACUCUACAACGAUAUGAAGAAGCGAGGGCUCGUCCCGACGGACGCCACCUACACCGCACUGUUCAACGCCUGCGCCGAGGCUCCGAGUAAACAAGCUGGUCUUCAGCAAGCUCUGAAGUUGGAGCAAGAACUUCGCCGGAAAAACAUCCCACUCAGCACUGUCACGUACCACGCCCUUCUCAAGAUGCACGCCCUCACUAACCAUCUGCAGGCCUGCGUUCACACUCUCAGGGAGAUGCUGCAGAAUGGGCACGUCGUCACUCACGACACCUUCCACUUCCUGUUGAUGGCCUGUCUGAAGGACAAAAAAACAGGGUUUCGACUGGCUCUCCAGAUUUGGCGCCAGAUGCUAAAGUCAGGGAUUCGACCUCAAUCCAAUAACUAUAAUCUACUCCUGAGAUGUGCGAGGGAUUGUGGGAUCGGUGACCCCGGCCUGGCCUCUGGUGUUCUGCUGAGUCCGGUGUUGAAGAACGUCAGAAGGACGUCCACAAACAUAGCUGUGAUGGAUGUGGACCACUUGGAGAAGCAGUUGUUUCUGCUCCCAGCUGCUGCAGAGACGUGUCCGGAGCAGGAGUCCAACCAACUGAUCCCGGUCAGACAGACGGAGGACAUCUGCCCGUCCGUGGACACAGGGUUCUCCUCCGCUCCUAAUGUGCUGGACAUUUUUGAAGGCAGGACCGGGGAAGUGGUCUCCCUCGGGACCGUGGACACGCCGUCGGAUCGACUGGCCCUGAUCGGAGGACCUGCAGGGUUUUUGGAGAAGAUGAAGAUUGAUGGACUCCAACCAGACCUGAAAACCUUGACCCAGUUGGUGGACAUAGUGGAUCCUGGUGACGCGUCUCUGCAGAUGCUGCUCAGAACAGCCAAGCAGCAUCGAGUCAGGCUGGAUGUCGCAUUUUUUAACUCUGCCAUUCGCAAAGCAGCAAAAGCUGGAAAUAUGGAGGCAGCAAAGGCUGUGCUGAGUCUGAUGCCACAGUACAAUGUGAAAGUGAACAUACAAACAUUUGGGUGUUUGGCUUUAGGCUGUGAGAGGAAGGAGGACGCCGUGGAGCUGCUGAAGCAUAUGGAGGAGGCUGGAUUUAAGCCUAACAUCCAGGUGUUCUCCGCUCUAAUCGGCCGAGCAGCUCGGAGACUGGAUUACGUUUACCUGCAAACAAUCCUGAAAACGAUGAAGGCCCUGGGGGUGGGGCCUAAUGAGGUCAUCAUCAAACAGCUGGAGUUUGCUGCUCAGUAUCCUCCCAACUACGACCAGUACAAGUCCAGAAACAACUACCUGGUACAUAUCGAUGGUUUCCGUGGUUAUUACCAGCACUGGCUCAAAGUGAUGCCUGCUCACUGCCCUGAGGAUGAACAGGCCGAGCAGCAGAGGGAAGAGCGAAGGCCCAGACUUGACGACAGACUGACUCAGAGACCAAGACCAACUAAAGAAUCUGGAGAUGAACUGAUCCAGACUGAGGAGAACCAGAGAACCUCAGCAAGAAGAUACACAUUUGACAAAAGGACAAAGUGAGCAGCGCUGCUGCUGAAUUCAUCUCUGCUAACUGUCCUCUGUGUGGAACAAAUGUUAUGAGUGUGUGUGAUUGUGUGAUUUUUUUUUUUUAAGCAUAAAACCCUCAUCAUUGUAACAAAUUACAAUAAAUGUAAGUACAAAAUUAU
Molecule: messenger RNA, 2370 nt
Organism: Cynoglossus semilaevis (tongue sole)
Lineage: Eukaryota; Metazoa; Chordata; Actinopteri; Pleuronectiformes; Cynoglossidae
Gene: ptcd1
Product: pentatricopeptide repeat domain 1
Exons: 8
Coding region: 131-2224 (697 amino acids)
Biological process (GO): tRNA 3'-end processing
Cellular component (GO): mitochondrial matrix
Molecular function (GO): tRNA binding; protein binding
Source: RefSeq, a predicted model, not a curated record